This is a messenger RNA of Gopherus flavomarginatus (Mexican gopher tortoise), 2184 nucleotides long. RefSeq names its product activator of basal transcription 1 (gene ABT1). The record is from RefSeq and is a predicted model, not a curated record. The transcript is spliced from 4 exons. NCBI's taxonomy places the organism in Eukaryota, Metazoa, Chordata, Testudines, Testudinidae. The coding region runs from base 115 to 1074 and encodes 319 amino acids. Gene Ontology annotation, cellular component: nucleolus. Gene Ontology annotation, molecular function: RNA binding. Gene Ontology annotation, biological process: endonucleolytic cleavage to generate mature 5'-end of SSU-rRNA from (SSU-rRNA, 5.8S rRNA, LSU-rRNA); endonucleolytic cleavage in ITS1 to separate SSU-rRNA from 5.8S rRNA and LSU-rRNA from tricistronic rRNA transcript (SSU-rRNA, 5.8S rRNA, LSU-rRNA); small-subunit processome assembly.
CGUUCUGACCACGCCCCCUCUGCCAUUGGUUUCCGGGUCGGUCGGUCGGUCUCCGUAGGGCUCGCGGGCCGUAAAGUGAGGCCAGCGGGGAGCGAGUGAGGGGCAGCGCCCAGGAUGCUGGAGGAGCCACAGACGGCAGGUGAGGAUGGAAGCCCCCUGGGGGCUGGGCAGGCAGCAGGCGAGGAUGGAAGCCCCCUGAGUCCCAGGCAGGCUGCAGGCGAAGAUGGGAGCCUCCCGGGGACCGGGCAGGAGGCAGGCGAGGAUGGAAGCCCCCUGAGUCCCGGGCAGGCUGCAGGCGAAGAUGGAAGCCUCCCGGGGACCGGGCAGGAGGCAGGCGAGGACGGGAGCCCCCCACCUGGUGCCCCUAACCCCCCCCAGGGUAAGAAGAUUGUGCCGGGCAUCAUCUACCUAGGGCACAUCCCGCCUGGCUUCCGGCCCCGGCAUGCCCGAAACCUGCUCAGCGUCUAUGGGGAGGUCGGGCGCAUCUUCCUGCAGCCCGAGGAGCGCUUCAUCCAGAAGCGGAAGAAGAAGGCUGGCGCCAGGGGCACGUACUACGUGGAGGGCUGGGUGGAGUUCAGGGACAAGCGCAUAGCGAAGCUCGUGGCCGCCAGUCUGCACAACACACCCAUGAGCACCCGCCGGCGCAGCCGCUUCCGCUACGACCUGUGGAACAUGAAGUACCUGCACCGGUUCAAAUGGCCACAGCUGAACGAGCGCCUGGCCUACGAGCAGCAGGUCCGGCAGCAGCGCCUGCGGGUCGAGAUCUCUCAGGCCAAGCGCGAGACCAACUUCUACCUGCACAGCGUGGAGACCAGCCAGCGCUUCGCCCGCCGGGCCGCCGCCGCCACCACCCACACCCCCACCGAGGAGAAGAGCUGGGGCUUCGUCCAGCGCCUCACGGAGGAGGAGAUCCAGCAGUGCAAGGCGGGCGCGGGCGGGCGCCGGCUCCGUGGGCAGCUGGCCAAGGCCCAGGAGAUCCAGUUGAAAUCCCAGACCCGCCGCUCCUUGCUAGCCAAGAUCUUCAACACCACGGCUGCUGCCUCGGAGGAGGCACUGGGGGGCCCGGUUCUGUAGUGAGAACCUCCGGCGCUUCGGGGUACCCUGCUGCGGUGGAGUGGGCAGGGGCGCUCUCCCCUGGCAGUCAGGGAUGGACACUGGGGGACACCGUGCUGUGGGGAGUGGGCAGAGGGCACUCUCCCCUGGCAGUCAGGGCUGGAUGCUGGGGGGCACUGUGCUGUGGGGAGUGGGCAGAGGGCACUCUCCCCUGGCAGUCAGGGCUGGGGGCGGGGGGGCGGAUGCUGUGCUGUGGGGCGUGGGCAGGGGGCACUCUCCCCUGGCAGUCAAGGCUGGAUACUGGGGGGCUCCGUGCUGUAGGAAAUGGAGUCGGGGGGCUUUAGGGUUCUCUUCUGUUUCUGGGAGGGGAGUGGAGUCCAGUGGGUUAGAGGAGGGGGGGCUGGGAGCCAGGACUCCUGGGUUCUCUCCCUGGCUCUGGGAGGGGAGUGGGGGCUGGUGGUUAGAGCAGGGGGAGCCUGGGAGCCAGGACUCCUGUCAGUUCCCAUCCAGCGUGGCUGAGAGUUGGGGUUUCAGGGAGCUGGCCAGGGCUUUGGCUUCUUGGUAUGAGGGUACCGGUGGGGGAGGUGGAUCUGAACCGGGCAGCAGGACUCAACCCGGGGUGGGGAGGGAGCUGGGGGGAGCCCAGAUUUAUUUAAACCCUGGGCGGGCUGCAGGUUGGGUGCCCCAUCCGAUCACCCCCAGCCCACUUCACCUGCCCCCCACGCUGUCUCCCGUCUGCCCCUCGGCUCUGGGGUGAUGGGAGUUUGCCCCCCAGCAGCUGCUCGUUCCUUAGCCCCGGUGGCAGGGCUCCGAAGACCAGUUGCUGCCUCGCUUGACCCCAGCGUCUUGGUUUGGGACAGGCCCUUCUGCCCUGCCAUGACCGCGCUCGGCCUCUGGUUUCCCGUGGGGACGCUCGGCCCGUCGAGCUGGGCUUGAUCCCGGCCCCUCGUCUGUCCCAAAGACGAGCCCGUGACUUGAAAACAAAAAGCCCCUUGGUCGCCCACGGGGCCAGCCUGGUCACCCGAUUCACUGGCCCCCCCGGCCCCGUGCGUUUUAUGCCAGCUGUGACCCGAGGGCUCGUCGGUCCCUCCAGCUGAGUGUGAUUAAAAAACCCGAGUGGCUGAAAACGAA